AAUAUAAAUACAUGUCAAGUGAAGAGGAAGUACUUUAUCUAGUAUAUUCUUUUAGAAAAUGAAAUAAUUAUAAGCACUUCCAAUUAGAAAUUACUUGGAUUAAACUGUAGUGCCCCUUUUAUUAUAGGCAAUGACUGAAGUAGCAAAAGUGAGGUUAGUUUUUCUAAUUAUUAAGACCUCCUAAUCCAAUUGAAUUUAUUGCUAACUUUUUGCUAUAGAAUAAUCCAGAAAAAGCAUAAACAAGAUAAUAAUGAGUGUUAGCGAACUGAAACUGAUUUUAUAUAAACAAAAUAAAUAAAUACUAAG
This is a messenger RNA of Paramecium primaurelia, 306 nucleotides long. NCBI's taxonomy places the organism in Eukaryota, Ciliophora, Oligohymenophorea, Peniculida, Parameciidae. The record is from the annotation of a GenBank genome assembly.